This is a messenger RNA of Antechinus flavipes (yellow-footed antechinus), 1409 nucleotides long. RefSeq names its product ribonuclease P/MRP subunit p30 (gene RPP30). The record is from RefSeq and is a predicted model, not a curated record. Gene Ontology annotation, cellular component: nucleolar ribonuclease P complex. Gene Ontology annotation, molecular function: RNA binding. Gene Ontology annotation, biological process: tRNA processing. The transcript has 11 exons. NCBI's taxonomy places the organism in Eukaryota, Metazoa, Chordata, Mammalia, Dasyuromorphia, Dasyuridae. The coding region runs from base 36 to 839 and encodes 267 amino acids.
UCAAGAACGAGUAUCACUUGUCAUGUGAUGUCGGCAUGGCGGUGUUUGCAGAUUUAAACCUGAAGAAGGGCUCCGACACAAAAGCGCUUAAGGGGCUUCUAGAGAAUGCCGCUCACCUUGGGUUUUCCACUGUUGCCAUUAAUCAUGUGGUGGACUUUAAAGAAAAGAAACAGGAAAUUGACAAACCAAUAGUUCCCUCUGAGCUUUUUUCAUCUUUACCUAUUGUACAGGGGAAAUCAAAACCAAUUAAAAUUUUAAGUAGACUGACACUUAUAGUAUCAGAUCCAUCUCACUGCAAUGUUCUGAGAGCAACAUCUUCUCGCGUCAAGCUUUAUGACAUUGUUGCAGUCUUUCCUAAGACAGAAAAACUUUUCCAUGUUGCUUGCACAAGUUUAGAUGUGGAUUUGGUGUGUAUAUCAGUAACAGAGAAAUUGCCAUUUUAUUUCAGAAGACCUCCCAUUAAUGUGGCAAUUGAGCGAGGCAUAGGCUUUGAAAUUACUUAUUCUCCUGCCAUCAAAGACUCCACAAUGAGAAGAUACACCAUUUCCAAUGCUCUCAGUCUGAUGCAGAUCUGCAAAGGGAAGAAUGUAAUUGUAUCUAGUGGUGCUGAAAGGCCUUUAGAAAUAAGAGGACCAUAUGAUGUAGCAAACUUAGGCUUGUUGUUUGGACUCUCUGAAAGUGAUGCUAAGGCAGCAGUGUCCACAAAUUGCAGGGCAACACUUCUUCAUGGAGAAACUAGAAAAACUGCUUUUGGUAUUAUUUAUACAACAAAGAAACCAAGAACAACUGAGGAGGAUGACAGUGUUCCAGCCUGCAAAAAAGCCAAGUGUGAGAACUGACUAAAAGAGGCACCAGGACUUUAACCGGCACAUCCCCCUCCUCUCAUUGGCUGUCACCAACAAUCAUGAAGAAAAGACUUUGCCAGGCUCUCUGCUUGAAUUUUAUUUUGAAAUCAAUCAUUUUUUUUUUUUUGUGCCCUAGUUAAUAAAAAAAAGGAAAGAAUAAAAGAAAAAAAAAGGAAGUAGACUAAUGAACUACCACUAAUAACCAUAGUAUCAGAUAAUUUAGAUGACUGUGUGAAUCAUAUUUUGUCUCUACUUGCAAGUAAGAUGUUAUGGAAAACAAACACUUGACAGAAUGUAUUAAUUAAUUGAAAUAUUACUUUAUCCUAUUUCUUUUUAAAUACUUUUAUGCUUUUUUAUACAAUAUCAGUAAUUUAUUUCUUCCAUAUUACUAUUCAAAAUAAAUAGUAUAUUUAGGGGUAUAUUAAAAUUUGCCAUGUGAGUAAAACUUUUGUAAUACUAACUUUGAGACAUGAAGAGGAGAUCUUUUUUAUUUUAAAAUUUUGUUGCAGAAAAGAAAUAUGUCAAGUUAUUUGUUUUGAUACAAUAAAUAUUUCUCAACAGAUA